Molecule: messenger RNA, 4611 nt
Organism: Salvia miltiorrhiza (redroot sage)
Lineage: Eukaryota; Viridiplantae; Streptophyta; Magnoliopsida; Lamiales; Lamiaceae
Exons: 3
Coding region: 1-4611 (1536 amino acids)
Molecular function (GO): nucleic acid binding; RNA-DNA hybrid ribonuclease activity
Source: RefSeq, a predicted model, not a curated record
AUGGUGGUUGUUGACUGUCUUUGGAAUAACCACAGGUUCUCGGUAGCAAUUGUUCAUGGUUCUAAUGACUAUAUACAAAGGCGUCAUCUUUGGAGGGACAUUCUUGGUUUGGAUACUGGCCCUACUAUUGUUGCUGGAGAUUUUAAUGCCGUUAAAGGCGCUCAUGAGCGUAGCAGUGAUUGUCUUCCGAAUGCGGCUUCCUGUCAGGAUUUCUGUGAGUUCAUUGCGAUGUCUAGACUGAUUGAAUCGCCGUCUAUGGGUCUCAAGUUUACCUGGUCUGGUCGGAAAUUCAUGCCUUCUCACGUGGAAUCUCUUUUGGAUAGGGUGCUUUACUCGAAAGAUUUUGCUUAUCUUUGGAAUUCCAUCUAUACUCAAAAUCUUCCUCGUUUGACUUCGGACCAUUCCCCAAUAGUUUUACGGUGUGUUAAUAAUCAGCAGGGAGGUCCGAGAUUCUUUAAAUUCUUGCAUAUGUGGACGAUGCACAGUUCCUUUCAGGACUUUGUUCGCAGCUCGUGGAUGAAGGGGGUUGAUACUCGUUGCCCCAUUUAUUUAGUGAUGGUUAAACUUAAGCGUCUGAGGGAAGAGUUGAAAACUUGGAAUAAGACGGUCUUUGGUAAUGUUGACAUUAUGGUUUCUGACACCCAAAAGGAGUUAUUGGAAAUUCAGAACCACAUUGCUACUUCUGGCUAUACUCCGGAUUUAUUUGAUCAAGAAGUGACGAUGCAAGCUAAAGUGGGCACGGCUUUGGCAAGGAAAAAUGCGCUGCUCCAGCAAAAAUGUAGGGCCGCCUGGCUCACUGACGGGGAUCGUAAUUCUGCUUUUUUCCAUGCGAUGUUAAGGUAUAAGAAGAAGCCUCAUAUCAUCUCUCAUUUGUCGAUUCAGGGAGAUCUUGAGUAUGAUCAGGAACGUAUCAGUCAGCAUAUUGUGGAUUAUUUCUCUUCUCUGUUCGAAGAUGAGCCGCGUGAUCCAAUUGACAUCACUCUGAUAGAGGCGGUUAUUGAUCCUGUCAUUUCCGAGGGUCAGAAUCAGAUGUUUGUCCGUACGCCUAGUGAAGAAGAAAUCACUGCUGCCGUGUUUGGAAUGGAUUCGAAUAGUUCUCCGGGGCCUGAUGGCUUUCCCGAGAAAUUUUUUCAGAGUUGCUGGGCGAUUAUUAAAGGGGACAUCUGGCAGGCGGUCCGUACCUUUUUUGUGAAAUCCUAUUUGCCAUCGGGUUGUAAUUCCAGUACCAUGGUUUUGUUACCCAAAAAGGAUGUCGUGAGCACGGUGGCUGAUCUCCGGCCUAUUGUGCUCUCAAAUUUCUUCUUCAAAAUUAUCUCUAAAAUUCUGGCUAUGCGGCUGGGGGAGAUUGCUUCUGUUGCGGUUGACACUAACCAAUUUGGUUUCAUUAGUGGGAGGUCAAUUCACGAUUGUAUCAUGCUGGGGUCGGAAGGCGUCAAUUGCAUGAAGAGAACUAACAAUGGUGUCAAUAUGGCUUGUAAAAUUGAUAUCCAAAAAGCGUUUGACACUUUAAGAUGGGACUUCUUGCUCUUGGUUCUUAAAAUGAGAGGUUAUGAUGCUAUUUUUAUUCGUUGGAUUGAGAUUAUCCUACAUUCUGCUCGUCUCUCCAUUCUUUACAAUGGCCGUUUACAUGGGUAUUUUGCUUGCUCCAGGGGUGUUAGGCAGGGCGACCCUCUUUCUCCGAUUCUCUUUGGAAUUGCCGAGGAUUUUCUCAGUGUUCUUUUCCAGAAUUGUGUCACGUCUGGUCAUCUUUCACCUAUGUCUAUGAGUAGGGAAAACCUUUUUCCUACUCACUUGCUUUAUGCGGAUGAUAUUUUGGUGUUUUGUAAGGCUUCGGUUCGUAAUGCUGAGACUAUUAAGCACAUUUUGGAUUUUUAUGGCUCUUUAUCUGGUCAAAUUUGCAGCACUCAAAAGUCCUAUAUUUAUUACUCGAACAGGGUUUCCACCUCCCUUCGUCAUGCUAUCGGUCGUGUCAUCUGCUUCAAGAAGGGUACACUUCCUUUCAUUUAUCUUGGUGUGCCUCUUUUUGUGGGCAGGAUCAGAGCCUCCUACUUGAGAAGUAUUCAUGAUCGUAUUAUUAAUAAGUUUUCGAAUUGGCGGGGACGGCAUCUUUCUAUGGCGGGUAGGAUUUGCCUUGUCAUAUCGGUUAUUCAUAGUUCUCUCACACAUUCUAUGAUGGUCUAUAGGUGGCCUAAAUCUCUCAUCAAAGAGUUGGAUGGUUGUUGUCGUAACUUUAUUUGGACUGGUGACACUAAGAAAACGCCUUCGUGUUCGGUUGCUUGGAAUAGGGUGUGUGCUAUUAAGGAAGAGGGAGGGCUUGGCAUCCGUUCGUUUUCCUUGAUGAACAAAUGCUUUCUCAUGAAACGGGCCUGGCAUAUCGUUGGGGGAAAUGAUUUUGGGAUGGACAUCAUGAGGAAACGCUAUCUUACGAAGUUUGGGCAGAUGAAGCUUCUUACUGCUUCCUCCUCGGUUUGGAUGGGGUUGCGUCAGGAGAUUUCACCUCUUAUUAAUGAGUCUUAUUGUUGUCUUGGGAGCGGAAAAGAUACUAACUUCUGGACUGACGAUUGGAUGGGUUAUCAGAUUGCUCGGAAAUGUGGUGUGCCACAUUAUGUUAUGGAUUUUCUGACGCAUUCCGUGGCGGAUUACUUUUAUGACGGAAUUUGGCAUUUCACAAGUAGUUUUGUUGAAAACUUCCCGGAUGUGGUUUGUGAUAUUCUGUUGAUCCCUAUUGGUGAUAAUGAUGAUAUUAGGUUGUGGAAACCGUCUCUCCAUGGAACGGUCACUGCUGCUCUAGCCUAUGCUCACCAUUGUCAUCGUUACCCUAAAGUGAAAUGGGGUUCUUGGAUUUGGGAGAAUUUUAUUCCUACUCGGCGCUCGUUGGUUGUUUGGCGUGUGCUACAUGACAGACUCCCAACCUUUGAUAGACUCAUCAAGCAGGGCAUGAUCACGCCAAAUUUUUGCCCUUUUUGUUUCUCAGACGAGGAAUCAAUUUCUCACAUCUUCUGGUCUUGCGCUCGGGUUCAACCUAUUUGGCAAGAGUUGCUCCAAUGGUUUGAUAUGACUCAGAUUUUGCAUAAUUCGGAUAUUGGUUCGGUCUUGGUGGAUGCUUGGAAUAGCACCUUCAGCUCGCAGCUGGAAACUUAUUGGAAGGCUGGGAUCAUUACCCUCAUUUGGUUCCUUUGGAGACAAAGAAACCUUUGUAUCUUUGAAGAUGAGAGUUGGGACUACAAGCAAGCGAUUAAAUUCGUUAGAGUGUCUUUCCUUGAAAUUGAGCAGAAUUUCACUAAAGUCGGGCACAUGAAUAACUCUUGGGCUGAUCUUAGCAUGUUGAGAAACAUAGGGAUUAAAGGACGUGCGGCGCCGCCGCCAGAAUUUAUUAAUGUCUAUUGGUGGCCACCGUCGGGUGAAUGGAUUAAGGUUAAUACGGACGGCUCGGCGCUUGGAGCCCUGGGAAAGAUUGCUGCGGGUGGCGUGUUUCGGGAUAAAUUCAGUUGGGUUCGAGGCUGUUUUCACAUUAAGGGCGGGAUUGGAUAUGCUUUUGAGGCCGAACUGUUAGCAGUUAUUACCGCUCUUCGUCUGGCUCACGACCGUAAGUGGCACUAUCUCUGGAUUGAAUCGGAUUCCACAGAGGGCAAUAAGGUCGCUGAUAUCCUUGCUGCGCCUAACAUGGAGGAAGGAUGGUGGUUGACGGAAAUUGAUGCUAUUAAACUUGCGUUGGCGGGGGAUGCUUUUGUUGGGGAUGGCGGAAGUUGCAGGUUUGAGAUUGGCAAUUUUAACAAUUUUGAUGCAGACAUGGGGUAUAAAUGCAAGUGUGAGUUGGACUCUUUCAGCAAAGGCGACAAUCCAGCUGAAAAGAGCUCCUCCUUUUGGUGGCGUUUGGUCCGGUUUUUUGAUCGAACAGUUGGCGGAGGUGAGUUUGGUUUGGGUUUGUUCCGAGGGGAGGCUGUUCUCUUCCUCCCAACUGAGACGAAUCCUUGCGGUGCUUUUCUUGAUCACAUGGGACGUUGCUUCAUGAGUGAGUGCGACUAUUUCAGCGACGGCGACAUUCCGGCUGAGAUAUGCUCUUCUUACUUAUGGUGCUGGGUCAGUAAUUUCAUCAAACAGUUGGCGGGGGAUGCUUUUGUUGGGGAUGGCGGAAGUUGCAGGUUUGAGAUUGGCAAUUUUAACAAUUUUGAUGCAGACAUGGGACAUAAAUGCAAGUGUGAGUUGGACUCUUUCAGCGACGGCGACAAUCCGGCUGAAAAGAGCUCCUCCUUUUGGUGGUGUUUGGUCCGGUGUUUUGAUCGAACAGUUGGCGGAGGUGAGUUUGGCUUGGGUUUGUUCCGAGGGGAAGCUGUUCUCUUCCUCCCACCUGAGACGAAUCCUUGCGGUGCUUUUCUUGAUCACAUGGGACGUUGCUACAUGAGUGAGUGCGACUAUCUCAGCGACGGCGACAUUCCGGCGGAGAUAUGCUCUUCUUACUUAUGGUGCAGGGUCAGUAAUUUCAUCAAACAGUUGGCAGCGGUUUGCUGCAAUGGGACUUGGCUUGAUGGAAACUGGAGGCGGAUACGACGUCGUGACUUUCACAGUGACGCUCUUCACAACUUCGGUCUGAUGGUUUUUGGUGGGAUUUAG